This is a messenger RNA of Hylaeus volcanicus, 4251 nucleotides long. It is a transcript of the gene pnt, whose product is annotated as ETS-like protein pointed. The transcript has 9 exons. NCBI's taxonomy places the organism in Eukaryota, Metazoa, Arthropoda, Insecta, Hymenoptera, Colletidae. The record is from RefSeq and is a predicted model, not a curated record. Gene Ontology annotation, biological process: cell differentiation; regulation of transcription by RNA polymerase II. Gene Ontology annotation, molecular function: DNA-binding transcription factor activity, RNA polymerase II-specific; sequence-specific DNA binding. Gene Ontology annotation, cellular component: nucleus. Bases 1157 to 2995 code for a protein of 612 amino acids.
UGCCGAAAAUCGGAGCAGCUUCGCGAGCAGCCGAACCGGGAGGCAAACUGGAGCGAGACGUCCCCGUAUUUUCGGAGCUUCGGCGCGGGAAAGAUCUCUCCUUCCGCCCUGGACUAGCCUCGCCCUCCCCCCCCGUUGCCCGGUUGCGCAAGCAGGUAUUCGGAAAUAGCCCGUGAGUCGCGGUUAUGAAUUGAUAGCAAACACAUGCUGGACACGCCGCGCGGACCGGCUUCCUCGACCAAGACGCUCCUCCCUGCCUCGUGCUUAGGCCACCUCGUAGUACGACCAGUUUCUCCGCGCUGAAACGUUUUCACCUGCUGCUGGCAAGAGUCCCCGGACUGACUGGCUUCGGAGGAACAUUUAGAUUCGCGUCGAACAGCAGAUGUUACGCGCUCGUCGAAGCUGCCAACGUUUGUUGCUGGGUACCGCGUUUACCCAGUGACCUAGAAGGGAUCGGUGCCUGCAACAAUACCGAUCUUUUGGGCCGUCAAACUUUAAAGCAACGUCUUGGUAUUCGACGAAGCUGGCGAUCUCCGUUGCAAGGUUAUCCUCUACAAUUUGAAGACGUUGGAUACUCGGAAGAAAUGAACGAAUCCAGUGAGGAUACCGUCCAAUCUUUUAGUACUCUACGGAAGGUUUCGAUUAAAGCUAACCAACGGAAUGCCCCUUAGUCAUCCUGCUAGUUACCACAUUCACCCAGUGACUCGGGGAUCGGUAUCUCCGAAUAUAUCAGCUCUCGAAGCUUAUCUGGUCCAGGUCAUCAGGACUCCAAAGUCAGCGUUGAAAAUCACGCAUGCUCGAAAAUCAGCAGUGUUCUGCUUCCAUUGAGAUUCCCUGAUACCUUCACGGCAAACCACUCAACCCUCGACCAGCGAGGAGCGUGUCGACGAGCGUCAUGGAGCCCAGCGACCAUUGACGAGGAUUUAGCAUGGGAUAAAAGACUCCUGAACUCGUGACACUGGGUCACCGCGAUGUCGUGACGAUCGAGACCUAUCUAUAUGAAUCGCGGAGCAGGCAUGGAGCCGCUGAAAGACUCUCUGACGUUGUUCCGAGUGUUGUCACGGUGAUGUAAUAUCGAGCGCGUGCAUAAAAAAAUAUACCCGAACCGCCUUUGCACGCGGCUUCGAGUAAAUGACAGUGAUCCGGGGAUUCGUGUAUGUACAGUGAGCACACGAGGACGACACUCAUGUACGUUGACUACGGCGGCGACGCUUAUGCCGGAAUGGGAAUCAAGGCCAUGAAGUCCUUUGCCAGGCCCAGAGAUAUACCGGCGCAAGUGCCGCCGUUAACGCCUGGGACCAACAAGAAGAUGACCGAGGCCCUGGAGGCCUCUUUCGCCUCCUGGGAAAAGGAACGAGUCCGCCUCAACAUAACCAAAGACCCGAGGCAAUGGUCGGAAGCAGCUGUCGCUCACUGGCUGCACUGGGCGAUCGGAGAGUUUUCCCUCGAGGGUGUGGCGAUGCAGCCCUGGCAGCACAUGACCGGGAAACAGAUUUGUGCCAUGGGGAAGGAAUCCUUUUUGGCACGUGCUCCGGCCUUUAUGGGCGAUAUCCUGUGGGAACACCUCGAGAUCCUGCAGAAAGAUGUCGACGCGGCGAAGGCCUCUCUGGAGAACGUGCCGGGCAACGUGUACGAAAGCGUGUGCGUGCCAGAUUUAGGCGAUUUCUUGGGAUACCAGAGCGCCGGCCAUCAGGUGGCGACGCCGGAACACAAGAGCCCAGCGACGCCCGCAAGUUCCGCCACCUCGAACUCCUCUGGCCCUCAAACCGGAACUCAACCGCCGUCCACGUUGCAACCGUCCUCCGGUGCAGUUUCUCUACCCUCGAGACAGUAUCAUAACGAUGGAGGUUACAAUCAUCUCCGCAGUCCCGUGUGCCAAGACGAGAACCAGAGGGACGAAACCUCGCCUCCACCGCAUAGCCAUAGCACUCAAGCCCCGAACUCUCAUUCCAGUACUCCGAACAGCAACAAUAACAAUAAUAACAAUAACAGCGCGAACAGCGCUUACAUACAUCUACGAAACUUAAACCAGCUUAAAACGGAGUCGACCUACAGCAAUCACCAUAUAACGGAACACCUGCAAGGUGGUGGCGGAGGGUUGACGAGCGGCAACGAUCUCGCGGGUACAGGGACCAAUGAAAGCGACCUCAGGGUCAGCCAAACUGGGACGGAGAGUUACAUGACUCCAGCUCACUAUUCCGGAUACGACGAGGCCUCGGAGUACCACAGCCUGUCGCAGGAUCAUCAGCCUCCCCAUCCCUACAAUCUGGACGCUUCCCCAGAAUUUUACAGCACCACUGGUAUUCACCUCGAGCCGAAGUACCAACCGUCGCCGUACAAAAACUACCCCCGAGGUCGCUAUCAUGAGGGAUACAGCGAGAGUGGAGGUUACGGGCAGUACGACGCGACGCCAUUCCAAACGGUUCCUGGAAGCGGAAGCGGUGGCGGAGGUGGCGGCGUUGGCGGUGAUCAAUGGGCAGUCGGUCCCGUUGGAGAACACCUGUCCCAUCAUCCCGCUUUUCUCGCAGGACUUGGCCCGCGAGACUCUUCGAAUCCCCAUCAUCCCUCGUCUAUCGGAAACAAUCCGGAUCAGAAGCCUCUGUUGCAGAGCGCGAUGAUCGCCGGUUACACAAGCAGUGGACCUUGCUUCACUGGUUCAGGCCCCAUUCAGCUCUGGCAGUUUCUGUUAGAACUUCUAACAGACAAAUCAUGCCAAGGCUUCAUCUCGUGGACCGGCGAUGGCUGGGAAUUCAAGCUGACAGACCCGGACGAGGUGGCUCGUCGCUGGGGCAUUCGCAAGAACAAGCCUAAAAUGAACUACGAGAAGCUGAGCCGUGGUCUUCGUUAUUACUACGACAAGAACAUUAUACACAAGACCGCUGGAAAGCGAUACGUCUACCGUUUUGUCUGUGACUUACAGAGUCUCCUAGGAUACAGUCCAGAAGAACUCCAUGCAAUGGUGGACUUGAAACCAGAGAAGAAGGAAGAAGACUGAGUUUUUGUUACUGGACGUGUUCAAGGACCGUGUCGUAUAUCAAAGAAUCCAAGCAAUUCGUAGAUAUCGCACUGAAACAAAGAUGCGACAAAAAAAUGUAACGAACAAUGUGUAACGAACAAACGAUGGAGGAACAAACCAACGGUGUAUCGCUAACGAAAGAAUUUGUCAAUGGCGGAAGACUAACAAUCCAUGUCUUCUACGUUCAGAUAUAUUACAAUUAUACCUUGUUUGGGUAUAAUAAAAUCGAAUCGGUCGUAUGUACCAAAGACAGGGUCUGCAUACCAUUGGUGCCUAAAGUUAAUGACUAAAAAAUUGUGAAUUUGUUUCUAAGUGAUUAAUUUUGCCAAGCCAGAUUUUAGAAGAUAUUUAUAGGAAAUAACUCAACAAUUUAUACAUAUUAUAUAUAUAUAUAUAUUAUACAUAUAAAUAUAUAUAAAUAUAUAUAUAUACAUAUAUUUUUAAUGUUACAUGAUUUCUAAGCACUACGUCGAGCACACGAUGCGUCUAAAUUAUUUAUGUCCCCAUCAUUUUAAACGUGCGUGUUAAUAUCUCGUUGAUAGAUGACACCAUAUGUGAUUGUUAUUACUAUAAUUUUACUACAAUGAAGCCAUUAUACCAUUUUAUUAGACGGCGAGCUUUCAAUCCAACAUUUCGAUGCUUUUCUACGUGUAGAUUAUUACUAAGUUUAGUAUUACGUUUUUAAGCUCGCUAGCUGCAACAACUGUAAACACUCGUUUUAUACUAUCAUUGAUUUUCCUAUUUCACUUUCUCUCGAUGUCUGAUGUGCGACCAGGCCCAAAUAUAACGUCGGAGAAUUAUAAUAUUUAAGAUCGUUUCGAGCGCGAAAAAGGUAUGCUGUUAAUUUCGCUGCAAGUUGUAUGUUUUGGCGCGUUUUUUCCUUAACGAAAUCGUUACGUUUCGUUGAUCUCUAUUAUUUCCUAACGAUAAAACAGAAAAAUUGUUUUCGAAAGAGGGGGCGACGUGCAACCAGUGUUCAAGGUCAUAGAUAUGUGGAACAGUACUUGCGAUAGAAAACAAUAAUUGUAAUCUUCGGUAAUCAAGGUAUUAGCAAAUUAUGCAACAUUCCCAUUCGACCAACAUUUUAAAACUGGUGAUUCGUAGAUACAAUAUUUAACAAGAAAAUCGAAACGACGAAUUCGUCUCACUUUUCUGUUUCAAGUACCGUUUCAGUCGUAUCUAUAAUUACAUUGUAUGCAUGUAACAAAAAAAAAGAAAUCCACUUUCCGAAGAAA